AUGACGAGCCUUUUCAAUCAACACCAUUGCCACCAUUGGCAUACAGUCUCUGUGGAUUUCAAGGGACCAUUCAAAGAUGGAACUUACGCCCUGGUCGGAUACGAUCUUUACAGCCGUUAUCCUGUUGUAAGCUACUGCAGAUCUACAGCGUUCUCGUGUGUGAAACCGAUCCUUGAUUCGUGGAUUUCAACUUUUGGUACAGUGAAGGAGCUGAAAUCAGAUCGAAGACCUUCAUUUAACGGACAUGAAUUCAGUGCAUAUGCUCGCGAGAGAGGAUUCAUUCACAAACCUGUGAAACCCAGACAUCCGAGAGGAAACGGUGAAGCUGAGAAAUUUUUGCAGAACGUGAAGAAGAUGGAGAGAAUUGCGAAACAAGAAAGGAAAAAAUAUCGCUGUCUCAUUGAAGGAAUGUUAAAUGCUUACGGUGCCACACCGCAUCCUGCUACAGGGAAAAGUCCAUUCGAGCUCAUGUUUGGGAGAAAAAUGCGACUUGGAGUAUUGCCAGAGAUCUCAGAAACACCCGAACGUGAUAACCACCCUGAAGUUAGACAAAAUGAUGCCUUGUAUAAGUUGAAGUCGAAAAGAUACCACGACAAGCGCAGAAAUGUGAGAAAGUCCAGAAUUUCUGUAGGAGACAAGAUUCUCAUGAAAAACAAGCGGACAGAUCCACUCAGCCCGAUUCCUGGUAAAGUGGUCAAUAUACGUGGAGACAAGUCACAUUUCAAGAUUGUACGAGAGAGAUCUUACGUCGAAGAGCGAGAAAGAGUACGAGGAGAAGAAACGUUUCAAGACAACAUACUCAACCAGAGCAGAAUCGAUCAGAGUAUGCGAGACGUCCUGACAGACCAGAUUAAUCGUGACGAAGCAGAUCAAUUGAUGAAUUCACACAAGAGCAGCACUAACGAUCGGAAACAGCCGAUUUACGUGACGCGCCGAGGUCGCGAGGUUUAUCUGCCGGAUCGAUUCCAAAGUUGA
Paramuricea clavata is the source of this 975-nucleotide messenger RNA. The record is from the annotation of a GenBank genome assembly. NCBI's taxonomy places the organism in Eukaryota, Metazoa, Cnidaria, Anthozoa, Malacalcyonacea, Plexauridae.